This is a messenger RNA of Gaeumannomyces tritici R3-111a-1, 2013 nucleotides long. Its product is annotated as rab protein geranylgeranyltransferase component A. The record is from RefSeq and is a predicted model, not a curated record. The transcript is spliced from 3 exons. Bases 193 to 1767 code for a protein of 524 amino acids. Lineage: Eukaryota; Fungi; Ascomycota; Sordariomycetes; Magnaporthales; Magnaporthaceae. Gene Ontology annotation, biological process: small GTPase-mediated signal transduction; protein geranylgeranylation; vesicle-mediated transport. Gene Ontology annotation, cellular component: nucleus; Rab-protein geranylgeranyltransferase complex; cytoplasm. Gene Ontology annotation, molecular function: GDP-dissociation inhibitor activity.
UAAAGCCCCACUCCAAACAGCAGAAUCUGCUGGUCGCCCUCAUGCAACUUCUCUACUUCUAACCACGCCUUCUUCCCUAUUCUUUCUGACUUGCCCGCAACGCUUCGUUGCCGUCCAACGAGCCUGCUCCCGGCGAGAAGAUGCGCAACUAUUCCAUUUUUCGAUGAGCCGGGUCUAGUUCCAUCCAGCGCAAUGGAGUCGCUCAGCGAAACAGUCUGGGAUGUCGUAAUUUGUGGCACAGGCCUGUCGCAGUCUCUGCUCGCCCUUUCUCUGUCCAGAUCCGACAAGAAGGUGCUGCACAUAGACCCCAACGAUUUCUACGGCGGGUCAGAGGCAGCCUUGAGCCUGCAGGAGUCUGAGGACUGGGCAAAGCAGCACGAGGCGCCAUCGGCCGCUGCCGCUCCGAGUGGGGCGCCGGCAGAGUCUCUGGCGACUUCGAUCUUCACGUCGGCACGCGUCACCAAGCCCGAAGAUGGCGUCGGCCUCUCGUUUGCACGCGCCUACUCCCUCGCACUGGCCCCCCAGCUGGUGCAUGCCCGCUCUCAGCUCGUGACCCAACUCGUUUCCUCGCGCGCCUUCCGGCAGCUGGAGUUCCUGGCCGUCGGCUCCUUCUUUGUGCUCGCACGUCGCCUCCCAGACGACGAAGCGGCCGCCGGGUCGCCGCACAAGCUCACACGCAUUCCCUCCACCCGCGAGGAUGUCUUCUCGGACGAUUCAAUCCCUGCCCGCGCCAAGCGGUCGCUGAUGAAGUUCCUCAAGUUCGUUUUGGAUUACAACUCGGACACCCAGACCGAGUUGUGGCGCGAGGAUGCGGACCGGCCCCUCGCCGGAUUUCUGGAGAGGCGCUUCAAGCUCGAUCAGGACCUCCGGGCCUAUGUCCUUACCCUCACCCUCUCACCCGACGGCGCCAUCACGACCAAAGACGGCCUGGUCAUCAUCCAUCGUCAUCUGACGUCGAUGGGCUACUUCGGCCCCGGGUUCGCUGCCGUAUACCCCAAGUGGGGUGGCGCUGGUGAGAUUGCCCAGGUGGCCUGCAGAGCGGGUGCUGUUGGUGGCGGCGUCUACAUGCUGGGCACCGGCAUUGCAAACAUGAGAACACCAUCCUCUGAAUCUGCUGAUGACGGAGAGAUCCUCGAGCUCGAUUUGACAAACGGGACCACUGUAAAAACAAAGCUGCUCGUCCGCGGUCGCGAGGAGGUCCCGGUGACGAACCACGAACCCAUAGAACGGGUUAGUCGCCUUGUUGCCGUCGUCAAUUCGCCCUUGACAUCGAUUUUUGACACUGUUGUCGAGGGAGCACCUAUCCCUGCCGUCGCUGUCAUUGCUUGUCCACCCCAAACCUUGGACGUGCCAUCAGAGGCAGCAUCGCAGGACUAUCCUGUCUACGCCCUCGUUCACUCGAGUGACACGGGAGAGUGUCCACCUGGUCAAACUGUAAUCUACCUUAGUACGCACACCACAGCACACGCCCAACAGAUUCUCGAGCAGAGCCUCACUUCCGUCCUUGCCGCUAUCAACAGCACCGAGGCUCCAAGGUGCCUGUACCAGGUCUACUACGAGCAGAGUAGCACCUCGUCCGCAGUCCAGGUGGAUGGACGGAUAGUCACAUUGCCCGCACCUUCUCCUGCCCUUGCCGUGUCGGAUGAGAUCCUCGACUCAGUACAUGACGCUUGGAGGGCUGCAAUGGGACCCGAAGCCCAGGCGCAUGAAGACGGGUACAUGAAAUUUGUUGAUCGAGAAGUUAUGGACGAUGACGAUGAUGUUUAAAGCAGAUAGCAGCCUUGGCAGUUAGCAUCGUUGAUGAUUUUAAUGGUGACCAGCGAUUUGAUUUGGGUUCUUUGCCCCAUCACUAGCUCCCUCGUGCAAGUUUGUUAUGUCCCUGUGUGUAGGCAAUGUAGCUAAGUGUCCUCCCCAACCAAGGUCAUGCAGUCGGUUGAUGAUCACCCAUUCCUUUCCAUCUUGAUAGCAAAUCGAACCCUCGCCACUCCUGUCAGAUCGCUCUCGCUCAUUAUA